This is a messenger RNA of Notothenia coriiceps (black rockcod), 2517 nucleotides long. Its product is annotated as mediator of DNA damage checkpoint protein 1-like. The coding region runs from base 1 to 2517 and encodes 838 amino acids. The transcript is spliced from 7 exons. Gene Ontology annotation, cellular component: nucleus. NCBI's taxonomy places the organism in Eukaryota, Metazoa, Chordata, Actinopteri, Perciformes, Nototheniidae. The record is from RefSeq and is a predicted model, not a curated record.
AUGCUGAACCUGAACCAGCUUUUCUCCCAACUGAAGGAGUUUUGGAGGGAAGCAAAGGAAGAAGGAGACAGGUUGGAGAAGGAAAAAGAAAUAAAAGAGCAACAAGAAAAGCGGGAAGAAGAAAAGCGGGAAGAAGAAAAGCGGGAAGUAGAAAAGCAGGAAGUAGAAAAGCAGGAAGUAGAAAAGCGGGAAGAAGAAAAGCGGGAAGUAGAAAAGCAGGAAGAAGAAAAGCAGGAAGUAGAACAGCAGGAAGAAGAACAGCAGGAAGUAGAAAAUCAGGAAGUAGAAAAUCAGGAAGUAGAAAAUCAGGAAGUAGAAAAGCAGGAAGUAGAAAAGCGGUCCAAAACCCCAGCGAGAAGCCGAAGAGCCACCAGAGCAACGGCUGCUGCCCCGCCGCCUUCAGCAGAAGCAGAAGCAGACUCCAUGUGUGCCAAUGACGACGUCCCAGCCAGGAGAACCAGGUCUCGCUCCAACUCUUCCAACUCCGUCAGCUCAGAGAGGUCCGCUUCAAGUGUGAGCACCCGGGGGGGCCGGGGGGCCAAGAGGGGCAGCAGUGCACCCCCCCCAGCAGCCAGCACCAGAGGUACCAACAGGAGGAGGAGGAACACGGCGUCAACACAACAGGACACGAAUGAUGCUCCUCUUCCUCCUCCUCUUCCUCCAGGAACUCAGUCCAGGUCCACGGUGUCCAUCUGCAGCGUGAGCUCUCAGAGCAGAGGAGGAAGAGGAGGAGGAGGAAGAGGAGGAGGCAGGCAGCGAGGAAGAGGAAGAAAAACUGAGCCCAUCCCUGCUAUCAAUAUUCAGAGUGAACAAACAGUGGAUCCCACCCCUGCAGCGAGAGGCAGGGGGAGCAGGAGAGGGGGAGAGCCGCUUCCCCAGGAGGACGGAACUGAGAAGGCAGACCCUCAGCAGGCCCCCACCACAAGAGGGCGACGGAGAGCUAAUGCCUCAGAGCCUCAUGCUGCAGAAAAGCAAGACGACUCAAGUCAGGAGUGUGCCAGCGGAGAAUCACCUCUGCCUACAAGGACUCUGAGGGGAAGAGCGGUGAAGGGUGAGACUGUGGAGGCACCAGUAGCCCCUGCAGUCAGUGAGGGAGACAAAGAGAAGAGAAAAGGGAGAAAAAGGGAGGCAAAUACAGGAGAGGCCUCCAGCAGCAGCCACAAAGCGUUCCAAGGGAAGCAGAAAGCCCACACGCCAGAGGAAGCAGGUGAAACAAACCAUGAGACUCCAGUGCCAGCUAAGAGAAGAGGGAGAGCUUCCACCGCUCAAGCAAACAAGAUGGCAGGUGUUUCCUCCGCUAAAGUGGAGGGAAGUGGAGAGAGUGAGGCAGUGGAGGAGGUACCUGUGAAGAAGAGAGGCAGAGGGCGGCCAUCAGUGGCUCAGAAAAAGAUGAAGGAGGAGGAGGAGGAGGAAGACAGUGGAUUCUCUGUCGACCAUGUGGAGGCAUCAGAGCCCCAGACUCCCACCAGCGCUGCGUCCCGGAAGCGACAGGCUCUUGCCGACUCGUCACCUGUGGCAAAGACCCCUCGCUCCGCCUCUGCUUCCCCCGGUGGCCGAUUACGAUCUGUCAGCCAUGCCUAUAAGGUGCUGUUCACCGGCGUGGUGGAUGAAGAAGGGGAGAGGGUGUUGGCUCGUCUGGGAGGCCGCAUGGCCAAAGGCGUGGCCGACAUGAACUGUCUGGUGACCGACAAGGUGCGCAGGACCGUGAAGUUCCUGUGUGCCGUGGCCAAAGGAGUCCCCAUCGUCACCACACACUGGCUGGACUACGUUAGUUCAAACAUUACGUUUUAUCUCUCUAUAGACAGAGUGGAUCCUACUCCAGUCCAGUCUCCAACUCCGACCCUGUCCCCUCACCUCUCCCGACCAGAGCGGUUUUCUGGGGAUUCCGGUGAUUGUCGGGCUUUCCUGGCUCAGUGCGGCCUCCACUUUGAGCUCCAGGCUGCAUGCUACCCAUCUGAGCGCUCAAGGGUGGCAUACAUUGUCUCCCACCUUUCUGGCCGAGCUGUGGCUUGGGCGACGGCAGAGUGGGUGCGAGGGUCUCCUGUUUGUGACUCCCUCGAUCUCUUCUCUGAGACCUUCACCAAGAUCUUCCGAGCACAUCCCAUCAGGGCGGGAGCAGCCAGAGCACUCGUUGGAUUGCGCCAGCUCUUCGUCCUCAUGGAAUACCCCAGGCCCUGGCUUCUGGAGGAGCCCAUUGCAGCUCGCAGGACCAAGCUGAUCCGUGGAGAGAGCGACAGCGCCGCCUGCGGGGAGGGCAGGUGCUGUCUACUGUGGUGUGAGAACGGGGGGACACUCAGUCGCCAAGCGGGUCGCCGUACUAAUGAAGUCUGGCUCACCAGUAAAGAAGAGGGCACUGGGUGGCUGCUUGGUGCAGCAGGCCUCCCUGUAGCCAUGCCUGGUUUAUCGACUCUGAUCAAAGGGGCAAGGCGGGAAGAUUACCCAGAGAGGGAGUGCUCCAGCCCGGGUUUCCACCGGGCACAGAUGGCACACAGCGAGGUUGCAGGCCUGGGGCUUUAG